Rotaria socialis is the source of this 1428-nucleotide messenger RNA. The record is from the annotation of a GenBank genome assembly. Lineage: Eukaryota; Metazoa; Rotifera; Eurotatoria; Philodinida; Philodinidae.
AUGUCAUCGUCAUCACUAGUUUAUUUCAAUAAAGAUACUUUUCUUGAUGGUACAGGUCGAGGUAAAUUAUCUCGACAAGUUAAAUUUACAUUGGAAUCAAAUAAUGAAACACCAUGUGUACCAUCAUUGUCUAUUGUUAAAGAAAAAUCCGAUAAAAAGAAACAUCGUCAUAUCGCUAAAGUAAUUUCUGUUGAUAUUCAACUGCCAUUACCACCUAACUUAGAACGUAGACCACAAACACUUAUUUCAUGUGAACAAUUUCCAAAUAAUUAUAUAUCUCCAACAAGUUUAUCUAUUCUUCAUUGGUCAAAAUAUCAUGGACGAAAUGUAACAUUUUAUUUAAAAGAUAUUGGCUAUUUUUCAACUGCUGAUCGUUCAGAUGCAAAUCGUUGUCGAGAAGAUUUUCGUUAUUUAAAACGACUUAUCUAUGAUAUUGAUGAUACACGAGAAUUAAAACAAAUGAAAAUUGAAUUUGAUCUUAACAUUGGUUCAGCUUAUUUAAUUCCAGCUGAACCAGCAGCGUCACUCGAUGCUUUACUUUGGUGGAUCAGUAAACAUAAACAUAGUUUAUUAGAUAAAAAACGACGAUUUACAUUUGAUUUUGUUGCUUGGCGUGGAACAAUAAGAAAAAUCAUGUCAUCAUUAUUUAAUAAUGAAACUGAUUGGCGUAUUGGUGUUAUUCGUUUUCGUGGUGCUUACUUUUUACAUGUAUUUCAUACAGAAACAGAAUUAAGUAUUGAAUUUGGCCAAACGCCUAUUGAACAACGCAUGUGUUAUUGGGGACAUAAAUUUGAAGAUUACCUCUGCUCAGAAACGCCUCCAUUGUUUCCGUGUCCAAAGAAACUUUUUUCACUGGUAAAUUUAGCUACAUUAGGUGUGCAUACUCUUUUAUAUGGUAGUGAAAUUGACGCUUGUACGCAAGAUUCAAUUCUAAUCGAUGAUAACAAUCCGAAAGCAACGAAAAAUUCGCAUAACGGUACUGAUUCAAACAUACAACAUAAGAAGAAACGAAAGUUUGUUGAAAUUAAAGUUAUUUAUGCAAAAAAUAUGUUGGAUUUACAUACAUCAACGGCUCAUAAAUAUGGGAAAUGGUGGUCACAAUGUUUCUUGACUGGUAUUGAACAAAUUUUAUUAGGUUUUCGUGAUGAUUAUGGUGUUGUUCGACAAAUUCAACCAUUACUUAUCAAAGAUAUUGAAACACGUGCUCGUACAUGGAGUUCAAGUUCAUUUUUAUCAUUUCUCAAUGACUUUUGUGUUUUCGUUCGGAAGACAAUUACAAAGGAUUAUUUCGAAGAUGGAAAAACCGUCUAUCUCUUCUAUUUUUCUCCACAAGAGAAAAAAAUUAAAUGGCUCAGUACAACUGAAUCGAAGUAUCAAUUCUUACCCGAAUGGUUUACUUCACAAGAUUUUACACUGUCAGAAGUAUAA